This is a messenger RNA of Ambispora gerdemannii, 1971 nucleotides long. The record is from the annotation of a GenBank genome assembly. Lineage: Eukaryota; Fungi; Glomeromycota; Glomeromycetes; Archaeosporales; Ambisporaceae.
AUGGCAACCAUCGAAAAAAUCGAACGCGAGUUGCAGGAAGCGAAGAGGGAGCUGGCGAAGGCGGAGAACGAACUGAAGGUACAACUUCGUGACUUAGGCGUUGGGGGACAUAGAGUAGAGCGCAAGAGGCGCAAAGUAGAACUGAAGCAGAUAUUACAAGACCUGAAAUUUGGCGAAAUCAAUCAAGUCGUUCAAAAAGCUGCAACAAAUUUGUUUGUGGAACGCGUGGCUGCGUUGGAGGCGGCAUAUGAAAUUCUGUCGAUCAACCGUUAUGGACGAGAAUCGAAACAAAGUCAGGAUACCUGUUUCGGGUUAUGCUUUGGCGGAUGCGGAAUUGGAAAGACUGAGUUGGUGACGCAAUUCUGUAUGAAAAUGAUUGCGGAGAAUGAAGCGACUCUUGUCUUGGAUUUGGACAAUGAACGUCACGUGUUUAACCGAAAUGCAUGCAGGGAAGACCAAUGGCUUGGGUUAUCUCUGGCAGCUGCGUACUGCGGUGGAAAAAGUACAAAGUUGUCUGCAUUCAUUAACAUGCUACGAGAUACAUAUGGCGAAGAGUCGUUAGAAUGUUUUAAUGAGGCAACUGAGGUGCUUGAAUCGGUUGUCAAUCAUUACCGCAAAUGGAAGAACGUGGAGGGGACGAUACGCCUUGUGGUAUGGAAAGACGACUAUCAGAUCGAAAUGGAGAAAUUCUCUGAUCCCCAAAUCAACAUUAUUCAAAAUAUCGGAAGUUACAACAAUAGCAGAGCUUUCGAACAAAAUGUCGUUCUCGUUCCUAUUUUAUCUGGAACCUAUGGUGGAGAUGUAAACAGAACGAUUCUCGGAAGCCGCUAUUCUGCACGAAUUCUAUCAACACCACCACUGUCGUUUGAUGCUUCAGUCCAAAUUUUGGGAAUUUCCAAGGAUGUCCUUGCGCAAUCUUCAUUCAAACUCAAUAUCUUGAUAUCAGAUAUUGGUGGAGUGGCACGACUGCUCAUGGAUUUACGCCGCAUGGGCGACUUUUCAACACCUCUCGAAGAGCGGGAUGUUGAUAAGUUAGGGUCGCUGAUGGUCAACAGAGUUUCAGAAUGUUAUAGCAUGGUUGCUCCAAAAGGACAGCAGGGUAUAACGACGCUCCCAAAGUCAGCUCUCAGUGAACUUCUGAGAUGCAUUAUCACGGGAACAUCAGUCUCUGAGGGCACUCAACUUCCAGAGACCAAAAUCACCUUCCUUGAUCUUAAUCGUUACGGAAUCUUCCAUUACAACCUUUUACCAAACGGUCGAUUCUUAAUAACAAUGCCAUAUAUACUUUUGUGGAAGUUUAACAAUGAAGUAUCAAUAUUACCGCCUGAUCUUCUUACUUUUCCUUGUCGGCAGUGGACCUGGCAAGAUUUUGAGAGACUGGAAGCCUAUUUGGAGACACUAAGGGCUGGACGUGGUACGACAAUCAAAGAGCAAUUCCCUUAUGCAUAUGCAAAUGCAGAUGUUUUGGAGUGUCCAAUCGAACCCUGGCAGCAAAUGUCCGUUGAACGAGAGACGGUUCAAUGCGUCCCGAGAACUGAGAAAGUGAUUUGGUCGGACGCACAUUUAUUGCGCAUGCAUAGGGAUAACGUUCCUAUUCUGUCACCAGUGAUUUUUCUUUGUCAUACCGGGAAUCCUGUGAUCGAUUCUCAUUCGUGCCGCAAGUCUGAAUCUGGUUAUGUGGCGUUACUAAAGCAAACAAAGCAUUCCGCGCCGGAUUCAAGGGGAAAAGUACAUGCAUCGGAGCUGAUCCGCUGGUAUAGUAACGCAGUGGAGAAAUUCAGUGACACCAGUAUUUUCAAAGCAAUGGUGUUUAUUUUUUUCACUAACCGUGUUUUGAGCGAGGUAGAUCGUAAGAAAGCGCUUGCUCAAUGUCCCAACUUGAUCAUAAUCUGCAGAGACAAUCUUGAGAAGUAUAUAUCAGGUACCUUUUUAUUUAGGGGAUUGGUAGACGAGGAGUAUAGAAAUGUAUAG